AGAUUCGGGUUUCGUUCCCAUUUUUGGAUCCCUUCAGAACUGAACCACACGCCGUUACGAAGCUUCGAGUUCAGAGGGUCGACGCAUCAUAGCAUACAAGCAACGGCGGCGGAAACCACCGUUCGACGCCGAUCUUUUUCCACCGUUUCUUCAAAGUGUAAAGUCUUCGCUUCUCCCGUUCAUUUCUUCAGAAGAACGUCAUGGCAAUGAACCGUGCCAGGUAUAUUAGACACAUUCUUACCACCAAAGAGGUAGUUGGGGUUGCAUGCCAACGAACUUUUGCCACCGGUAAAGCAAAGAAAGGAUCUAAAGGGGGUGCAGCUGCUGAUGCGCCCAAAGCAUCAACUCUUAGCAAGGAAGUCAAGUCUAGUACAGUUGUAGGUGCCAACAUUCUCAAGGAAGGAACUGAUCCAAAAAUCCAGCCUGAUUCAGAAUACCCUGACUGGUUGUGGCAUCUGCUUGAUAAACGCCCUGCACUUAGUGAACUGCGUAGGAGGAAUAUUGAUACACUAUCUUAUGAAGAUCUAAAACGCUUUGUUAAGCUGGAUACCCGAGCAAGGAUCAAGGAGAAUAACUCUGUCAAGGCAAAGAACUGAUUCAAUUGUCAAAUGGAGAAAUUAGGGGGAGGGGGGGGUUUGAAAUAACAGUGUGGAGUUUUUCCAUUUCUUUUAUUAUUUUGUGGUUCUCAGUCUUCUGGGAUUCCUUUGAGUAAUUAGCAUACAUGUAUGCAAAACAUUAAGCGGAACAAAAAGCCAAAGAAUUGCAUGGUUUAACACUUUUGUUGUUUCUUUUCUUUCUACUACUUUUGUGUCUAUUUUUCCCCCCGGGAUGCUUGUGGUAGAUUAAAUGUGAUUGCUUUUGUUGAUUGAA
This is a messenger RNA of Glycine soja, 870 nucleotides long. RefSeq names its product 39S ribosomal protein L54, mitochondrial-like. Lineage: Eukaryota; Viridiplantae; Streptophyta; Magnoliopsida; Fabales; Fabaceae. Gene Ontology annotation, cellular component: mitochondrial large ribosomal subunit. The transcript has 2 exons. Gene Ontology annotation, molecular function: structural constituent of ribosome. The record is from RefSeq and is a predicted model, not a curated record. The coding region runs from base 201 to 596 and encodes 131 amino acids.